This is a messenger RNA of Rhagoletis zephyria (snowberry fruit fly), 605 nucleotides long. RefSeq lists its product as uncharacterized. Lineage: Eukaryota; Metazoa; Arthropoda; Insecta; Diptera; Tephritidae. The record is from RefSeq and is a predicted model, not a curated record.
GUACUGAUGCCACCACUCCACAUCAAACUGGGUCUUAUAAAGCAAUUCGUCAAAGCUCUCGACAAAAAUUCUUCAGCGUUCAAGUACCUACAAGACUUGUUCCCUAAGCUCUCUGAGGCGAAAGUUACAGCCGGUAUCUUCGUUGGACCACAAAUAAAGAAAAUCUUCGAGUCUGAGGAAUUCCCCAAGAAGCUCACUCGUGUUGAGAAAGCUGCUUGGAUGAGUUUUAUGUCAGUGGUACAGGGAUUCCUAGGCAAUCACAAAGCCGCAAACUACGUGGAGCUGGUCGAAAGUCUGGUGGAGAACUACGGCAAAAUGGGCUGCAGGAUGUCUCUCAAACUCCAUAUUCUGGAUGCACAUCUUGACAAAUUCAAGGAGAACAUGGGAGCAUAUUCAGAGGAGCAAGGCGAGCGCUUCCAUCAGGAUAUAAUGGAAUUUGAGCGGCGAUACCAAGGACAAUACAAUGAGAACAUGAUGGGAGAUUACAUUUGGGGAUUGAAGUUUCCGAGGAAUAUUAGGUGGUUUCCAUACUUUUAAGGCAUAACAGACUAGGAAAUAACAAUUACAUCCCAAGGACUGAGAAAUUUUUUUUUUUUGUUACUUAG